Messenger RNA from Emiliania huxleyi CCMP1516, 171 nucleotides. RefSeq lists its product as hypothetical. NCBI's taxonomy places the organism in Eukaryota, Haptophyta, Isochrysidales, Noelaerhabdaceae. Bases 1 to 171 code for a protein of 56 amino acids. The record is from RefSeq and is a predicted model, not a curated record. The transcript has 2 exons.
AUGAGCAAGAAGCGAGCCACGCUGGAGCCGCUGCCGUCGCACUACAAUGGCCUCGGCCUCUUGCGGCCGACCGUGUCGGUGCCGCUCGCCAGCGACGACUUCAUGGCCUCCUUCCGUGUGCUGUGGGAGGAGCACGUCGACUUUGGAACGUGCGUGUUUGAUGUUGACUGA